AGGCUGUAUAUCGAGAAGAUAAAAAUGGAAAGCAGAACAACAAGAACACGUGUUUAUUGUGUUAAAAUGGUAUUGUUAUUAACAGUCAUGGUAGCUUUACACUAUGUGACGAUGGAGACUAAUUUAACUACUGGGCAUCAUAAACAAUACACGGAAAAUAAAACACAUGCCUUAAGGACGGAAUCUCUAGCUAAGGAUAUUUCAAACACCAGUAAAAUAUUACCAUGUGUUCCCGACUUUAAUUCGACAAUUGAAUCAAAGUUUGGAAAACAUGGUAAUAUCUCACUAGUGACUGAAAUGGUAACCGAAACGGGAAACGACGUGCUUAAAAAUAGAACGGGGAAAUUACUGUCAAGAAGACAAAUUGUUUUAAAACAUUUGGAAUAUACUUUCGUGUGGGUUUCAUCAUGUAAAGAUAGCAUCGUUAGUCAUUCAUUAACAAUAAUAGAUUCCGAAACUUUGAUUAAAAUUGCCGUUUUACUAAAAUGUGUUCAUUUCUUGCUGAAUAAAAGGCGUCAGAAUUCUGCAAAAUCAAACCAUGAAAAGAAAAUGUGUUCGUAUGACUUUUUAUUUCAAUUGACGAAUGGAUAUCAGUGUAGUGUUAAUGUGUAUCCAUUUUCUUUAAAAGUGUAUAUAAAUGGGCUAGAGAAGAAUAGCGAUAAAAGCGUUAAAUGCAUGAACAAUGAAUGGGCAAGGUUCGAAUCGUUUAAAACAUUUCCAGAAGAGUGCCCAGCAUCAGCGUUACGACUGGCAAAAGCUGGGUUUUAUUCAACGAAUAAUGGACAAGAGGCCGUUUGCUUUUCCUGUGGACUAAAUAAUGAAGUCUGGUCAGACUCUGAAGCUGUAGUUGACGUUCAUAAACGGCUGUCACCGGAUUGUAAGUUUAUUAACGGGGAGACAACUGAAAAUGUCUCCAUACAUGAGGAUCAUAAAGAAACACAGAGUGGUGCGUGUGGAGGACCAGAAGAUAGACAUUCAAACAGAGUAGAAACAGAACAAUCUCAAGAACAAAGAAAUCGUCAAGAACUGUCUUUUGAUGCAGUACAAAGUACUACAGAACAUUUAAGCUCGUCGAGUAUUAAUUCUCAAGAAAGUGGGCAACAAUUAGUAAUUGGCAAUGGUUAUCGGGCUCAGCAUUCUGAGAACAUUCCAACAGACGACAUCCAACAUUUCCCGGGAAUAAUAAACGAACGACCAAAACACCCAGACUACGCGAUCAAAAGUGUAAGAUUAUCAUCAUUUGCGUUUUGGCCGAGUACAAACGUAAUGAAACCCGAGGAUUUAACAGAGGCCGGCUUUUUCUUUUGUGGAACACAAGACUUAGUCCGAUGCUUUUUUUGCGGGGGUGGAAUGAAAAAUUGGGAGUACGGGGACAGUCCCUGGAUCGAGCAUGCGAGGUGGUUCUCUACAUGCGCAUAUCUAAAACAAUGCAAGGGAGAAGACUUCGUUAAUUUAUGUCAGAUGUCGAAUAUGACCUUCCCAACACAGAAUAACUUUCAAGUGAGAGAUCUUGACUCCCAGCAAACAAAUCUAGUUGCUGAUCAACAUAUUAAAGAUGUAAACAGUAUUGCAGCCAAACGUGUUCUAGACAUGGGAUACACCCAACCACAGGUUGAAGUCGCUAUUAAACAAACACGGCAAAGAAUAGGUCCAUCAGAAGAACUUAAAGCCCAGAAUUUAGUAGAAUAUCUACUUGACGAUAGUAACACACCUGCUAGUGUUCCAACAUUGACCUCAUCAACAUCACAACAGCAGCAGCAGAGUAAUACAUCUGCUGCUACAAAUGGUAGUAAUUCACCAAGAUCUAAUAGUCCUGUUGCAAGCGGGAGACAAUUAUCUCCUAAAGAAGAAAGAAAAGUUUUGAAGGAAGAAAAUCGUGUUUUAAAGGAACAGAUGAUGUGUAAAGUAUGUAUGGAUAAAGAUGCCAACACUGUUUUUCUUCCAUGUGGACAUUUAGUAUCAUGUGUUGAUUGUGCAAAUGCCUUAAGGAAAUGUGCUGUUUGUCGGACGAUUAUUCAAGGAACUGUGCGUGCAUACCCGGCAUAAACAGAGAAAUAGAAAAUAUGGAUUUGGAUGACUCUGGAGAAAUAAAAAUACGGAUUUUGAUGACACUGGCGGAAAAAGAUAUGGAUAUAGAUGACUCUGAUAAUGUAGAAACUUGUAAGAAUACCGAAAAAGAGUUUACAAUGGCCCUAUUUAGUUUACAUCAGACCUUCAAAUAGAGUAGCUAGCAGUAAAGCACAAACAUUUAUUAUUAUUUUCAUGUAUACACGUGUUUCACUAUCACCUUUUUAAAUGGUUGUAUUUAAAAAAAGAAUGUCAGAUAACAUUGUAUAGCAUGAAAGUAUGGAAAAAAUCAUGAUUUCAUUGACGUUUCCAUAUUGUAACAAAUGAUGUCACUAAAUAUAUACACCUAUUAUACAAAUCAUGUCAUCUUUAACAUAAACUAUAAUAACUAUAUAGUAUUAAGAUAUGCAUAUAUAUGAUAUUAUAUCUUAGUUUAACUGUAAAAAUAGUGUAUAUGCAAUAAAAUUUAUAAUGGCUACAUUUAUUUAAAUGCAAUAUUAUUAUAAUAUAUCAAACACAAUUAUUUCUUUUCUUCAAAGAUAUUGUUAUAGUUGUGUAUUGAACUCAUUUUUUAGCUGAUUGGUUGUUAUUUACAUAUGUGUGAUAUUAUUUCUUAGUUUAACUGUAAAACUAGUGUAUAUGUUAUAAAAUUUAUAAUAGCUGCAUUUAUGUCAAUGCUUUUCUAAUUCUUGUGCCAAAAAGUAUAAUGUUAUGUUUGUUAUUUGAUAUAUCCGCAAUGAGUGCAAUCUAUUUAUGUAUAUUAUAUAAUAUAUAAGCGUUUCUGUGAUAGUAAUAUUUAUGUAUAAAUGUAUUCAGCAUAUCAAGUUAAAUGUUUGAUAUUUCAAUUUUUAAUAGUAUAUAUUAUGCUGCUGGUCAGUAAUUCUUAUAAUGUGAUUUUUUUAUACCUCACUUGUUAUCAUUCAUACAUACAUGUUAUCACAUAUAUGAAACACUUUCACCAUUUUCCAAAAAAAAAUAAAAAUUCAUUGAUUAAAACUUAUUUCUCUCAUUAUUUGUUUACAUGUGCAUAAAGUUUUAGAUGAUAUUUAGCAUGAAGUAUUUGCUUUGUUCAAAAACAUGUUGUUGUCCACAAUAUAAAUUCAUAUAUUUAUUAAUAUUCCUGUCGUUGUAUGUAUAAGUUUAUUGGUGCUCAUAGAGUUUCUUUUUGUAUUCGAAUGACAAGCAUUUGUUUAGAUGCAUAGUUUUAUUGUUUAUAUAUUAGUCUUUUACAUCUUAUUGCUUUAAAACCCUAUUUGGUAUUUACAUGUGUUAAAUUUAUUUUUCAAUGAUCGUUACACAUAACUAUUUUCAUUUACUUUUUUUUAAAAAGUUUUGUUCAAAUCGACAUUGUUUUACAUGCUAGUUUUAGAAACGAAUGAUUGCAAAUAAAGCUAUUUCAAAGUAUUUAAUCAUUUUGAGAACAAAUUUUAUUUUUUAUUUAUAUUUUAAUAUACAAUUGUAUUGUUUUAAUGGCAUUCAUGCGGUCCUUUAUCAUUUAUAUCUAAUACACUGUUUUCAUUUUAUUCUACAGAUAUUGUUUUGUUUAUUUAUUCAUAAAUACACUUGUUUACAUAAUAUAAGAAGAAGUAUCUUUAAAAAUGAUGCUCGGCCAGAGUGUAAUUGGUGAACUUGCAUAUGUUAUUUCUAAGUUUUCAAUACAUAUAGCAUAUGACAAGAACUUUAUUUUAGAAUGACAAGAACAUUUUAUUUUAUAAUGGCCUAAGAGAUUCCCAUAUCUCAGUUUGUAAUUUAAAAUGACCAAUGAUAAUGAUAAUUCUACUUACAUUUACUUCUACAGGAAGUCAAUCUGACAUAAGACGGCCAUAGGCCGAAAAGAAAACAGCAAUUAAUGUUUAUAAUAUUAUAAUUCCCUGUAUCAUUGUUUGAUUGACCUAUCACAAAUUUGGUCAUUCUUGACCCUCGUCGCGAGUCACUUGAUAUAAAUAACAUAGCUUAUGUAGCAUAAUAUGUGUAUAAUUCUUCAUUGUCACAGUAAGAUUCAUUUCGGACAGCUUCUAAUUUUCUUCCAGUCAUGACCUAGGUAUAAACUACUUUACUGUAAUAUAGUCAUGUAGAACUCUUACUAUGUGUUUUCUUCAAGUAAGUUCAAAUUUUGAGACCUAAGUAUCAGAAAUGGCUUUAGUUAGGGUCACUUGGAUUUACAUAGAGUGACUGAUUUAAGAAAACAUUUAAAAAUCUUUCAAAAAUACAAUUUUUGACAUAACAUAGUUGAUCACUUACACAUUUGACAAAUGAAUUCUAAUAUUUGAGUAAAAAUUGGCCUUGUGACCCACCUGUUGUUAGACUGGUUAUAUUAGAAAAAAAGUUAAUUACAAUACAUUUAAUUACUUAUAUUUUAUGUACGUAUAAAUAACACUUAAGCCUUCUUCAUAGUAAUCUGUUAAAGCAGUACGCCUCAAGAUUCAUGUUAAUUUUCAUAAAAAUGUUGGAAAUGUAUUAAAAAGUAAAAAAAAUGUUAGAUGAACAAAUAAAGUAAUCUUAUACUCCAUGAACAUUACCAAAAAGUGGUUAACAUAAUUAUGCAAAAUCAGUCAUAAAGUACAAAAAAGGCUUGGUACAAAGUUCAUUGAGUACUUUUGAGCUGCACGCCCCAAGAUAAGCCAAAAUAUUAAUAUAUCAAGUUUUUUUGUACUUUACAUGCUUUAUGACUGAUUUUAUCUUAUCUCUGACUUCUGGUAUUUUAGCUGUCUCUCCCUACAUAUUAUGUAACCCAUUAAAGUGCAAUACCACUCAUUUUCGUAAAUACCCGUCUCAUUACCUAGUUAAGUUUCCCUAUGUGGGCUAGCGUAGUUAUAUGAUCAUAGGUUUUUUUGUUAUCUCUGUGCCACAUUGAAUACAUGUAUUUAUGAAUGAAAUUGUUUUUCAAUCGUUGAAGAAUAAUAGGUACCCAGUAGCUUUUAUACAGCUAGCGCCAAGUUUAAUUUUUCGCUAUUUGUAGUAUGACGUUUGAUUGCAAUGCCGUAAAUCUACGCCUUAUUUUCAUUGAUUAACAUUUACUAUUUUUUAUUUUGCAUAUUGUUUAAUCGAAUGAUUCCUUUCACGAUAAGUAAAUAUUUAUUCUACAUGUUUUAGUCUUACGUAUUUUUAUAUGUUAACUGUUUCACCGAUCUCACGAUUUAACUUUUUUUUAUUAUAAAAUUUGAUGUUCACUUUUUUAAUCGUUUAUAUGGGCUUUACUUUUGAUUUCUAAAAGUGUAAAAAACAUGUAACACUGAUAUGCCUGGAGUACUUGUUUACUUGUAAAAUGUAUAUUUGCUAUACAUUUGUUUAUCUGUAAUUUUACAUCUUAGGAGUCUCUAUAUACAUUUAAUUUUUAUUUGUAUGUGUUCGUCGUUUUCUAUUUACAUAAACAACAACACUUGUUAACUUAAAAUGCUGCCAUUAUUCAUUGCAAUUAUUAUAAAAUGAUGCUUAAGUUGUUUACUUGAUGGAAAUGAAAAGCUUGAAAGUUUGAAGUUUACACUAUGUUUUACACUUAUUUUUAAUGCCUUGGUUGACAUCACUUGGGUUUAGUUAUCACGCUUAUGGGGAAGUGAUAUUUUAAAUAUAAAAUAAUCGUCGUAAGGUUACACAAAUUGAUCACAAAAUUACAUAUGUUCAUAAUUCUUUGAUACUGUCAACUGUAGUAUUUUGUAGACCCAAAACACUUUGUCCUAGCAAUAAAGUUAUGAAUCUUAAAUAUUGAAGCACGAUUUUGGGAAAGUUUUUAGCUUAUUUUAACCACUCCUUAGUUCGCGUUUCUGAACUAACUAGUACUGACACCAGGAAAUAAACAUGGCCAAACAUUCCUCAUGUUGAAAGGCGGACACCUAUACUUAAGUUCUAGGUCUCCGCUCCUCUUAUAACAUUGGCAUAAAGUUUUCUUUCACUUAAAAUUGUUGUACUAAAUAAAUCUUACACCAAGCCUUAUUGCGAUUAAUAUCCUUAGUUUUUAUUUUGUUUUGUCUACACCUUCGUACAUAUUGAAAUAACAUUUUUCUUUUUGUUAUUAAAAUACCACCCAUUCCACAUUUAGCUGUUCAAAUAUCAUUACAUUUUUUUUAUUACGUGGGUUUGUACGUAAUUGUCAUACUUCAGUUUACCUUUAUCUAUAAAUAAUAGUUCGGUUUUAACAACGAAUACAAAUAGCAUGAAUAUGACGUGCAUGCAACUUGAUAACUAUCAUUUUCGUAGCCAAGCCGCUAGUAACAACUUAUUUAUGGAUUAUCUAAAUGUCAGAUGGUUUUGUUUUGUUUUAUUUUGAAAUCGAACGAUUUCUUUCAUAGUAUUUUAAAAUGUGGGGUGAUUUUUUUACGAGAUAAAUAUCAAUUUUGAGUGUUUUGUUGUUGAAUGAUGCACGGCUCGAGUUCAAAUGCGUAGGAAUAUAUGUAUAAUCACGAGGGUCGUCUGCUAAAAAGAGUGAAAAACGAGUGAAAAAGGUCCCUUUUAUUAAAUAAGUUUCACACGGUCGGUCAGUAGAUAUUAAUUUAUAUUUCUUUAUUUUGUAUGGUGCUUUUAAAAUUACCGUGUUGCUAUAGAUCUUUGUAACAGCUACCUCAUAAAAUUUAACACAUGUAUAACUUACUAUAUUUAGGCUAUACAUGUAUGUUUACCUCUGAUCAAUAGUUUAAUUGUUAUAUUAUUAAAAUUGAAAUAUA
Molecule: messenger RNA, 6725 nt
Organism: Ruditapes philippinarum (Manila clam)
Lineage: Eukaryota; Metazoa; Mollusca; Bivalvia; Venerida; Veneridae
Product: E3 ubiquitin-protein ligase XIAP-like
Exons: 6
Coding region: 25-2046 (673 amino acids)
Biological process (GO): negative regulation of apoptotic process; regulation of cell cycle
Cellular component (GO): spindle microtubule; nucleus; cytoplasm
Molecular function (GO): cysteine-type endopeptidase inhibitor activity involved in apoptotic process
Source: RefSeq, a predicted model, not a curated record